This is a messenger RNA of Daucus carota subsp. sativus, 574 nucleotides long. Its product is annotated as 65-kDa microtubule-associated protein 8-like. Gene Ontology annotation, biological process: microtubule cytoskeleton organization. Gene Ontology annotation, molecular function: microtubule binding. The record is from RefSeq and is a predicted model, not a curated record. Bases 138 to 467 code for a protein of 109 amino acids. Lineage: Eukaryota; Viridiplantae; Streptophyta; Magnoliopsida; Apiales; Apiaceae. The transcript is spliced from 5 exons. Gene Ontology annotation, cellular component: spindle; cytoplasm.
CCUGAGAUGGACAACAUAAUGAAUUUAAUCAACUCAGGUGAACCAUCUUUAUAUUACAAACUUGUAAUUUGUUUUUCUUAAAAAAAAUAAAGCUGAUAAACUGACAAGCAUCUUAGAGGCAUGGUGGGAAAGCUAUAAUGGAAAAGGUGGAGAAUUGGAUAUUAGCACGAGAUGAAGAGCGGUGGCUAGAAGAAUACAUGAAGGACGAGAAUUGCUAUUCAGUCAGCAGAGGCGCACACAAAAAUCUGAAAAGAGCAGAACGUGCCCGGAUUAUGGUUAACAAAAUUCCUAGUUUGAUGGAUUUGCUAAGAGCCAAAACUAAGAGCUGGGAACAAGAAAGAAAUAAAGUUUUCCUAUAUGACCAGAUUCCUCUAUUGGCAAUGUUAGAACAAUACAAUGUGCUGAGAAAAGGAGGAGAAGAAGCAAAGGGAGAAGGAAAAGAAAAAGGUACAAAAUUUGGAAUUUGAACAAGAAAGUUUGUUCGGGCCCAGCCCAGGCACAAGCAAUAGGCAUCUUCCUAACAAAAGCAUACAUAGAAGCCAUGGCAGCGCUGCGCCUCUAGACAGAGAACUUA